UAAGUAUAAAACGAGGAAGGUAAGUUUGGGCCCUUUAGUAUCAUUCAAGAUGACUCUAAAAUUGACAACAAGUAUAGUGGUGCUUUGCAUCGCGAUCAGCGGGCUGGAAGCCGUCAUUGUCGAGGACAUCGAUGCCCUCGGGGCAUUAGUCUCUAACACAGCAGCGUACAUCCACGCCGCCGGCUACCCCUCGGAGACCCACCAGGUCGUCACGGAGGAUGGCUACAUCCUGCAGAUGCACCGCAUCCCCCGCGGACCCAACUCCGAUCCCGGCCGCGCCAGGACCCCGGUCUUCAUCAUGCACGGGCUCACGGCCACUUCGAGUGCUUAUAUCGCUGUUGGGGCUAACUUGUCCAUAGCUUACAAUGUGGUCGACGCCGGCUUCGACGUAUGGCUGGGCAACGCGCGCGGGACCGUCAACGGACGCUCGCACUCAAAACUGAACCCCGACAACAACCGCCACGCGUCAGACUUCUUCGACUUCAGCUUCGAAGAGAUCGGCAUGUACGACAUCCCUGCUAUGAUCGACUACGUUCUGGACCACACUAAGAACGAGAAGCUCCACUACAUCGGCCACUCGCAGGGUUGUUCCACCUUCUUGGUGAUGACGUCGAUGCUCCCUGAGUACAAUGAGAAAAUCAUCACCGCCCAUCUGCUGGCUCCUGUGGGCUACAUGAAGUACUUCCCCGACAGGUCCCUGUCGCUUAUGGCUAGGACUACCAACAUGUUGUAUUCGAUGGCCCAAUCCAGCGGCAUCUACGAGAUCAGCGGCGGCGGCGGCCCGGUGGCGGCGCGAUCCGAGCCCGUGCUCGCCGACUGGAUGCCCAUCCCCACCAGCGCGCUGGACUGCGACCACGCCAGCGGAGACAUGGCGGCCACGUGCGGCGUCGUCGGACGUGACGGCUCUAGGAACAGCAUAGCCUCAGCCUUCAUCGGCGGCGGCGGCGGCGCGUCCGUCAAACAGUUCGCCCACUUCGGACAAAACAUCCGAGACAAGAAAUUCAAGAGGUUCGACUACGGGCUACUGAAAAACCUGGCCAAGUACGGAAGCACCAGGGAACCAGCGUACGACCUGGGCAAGAUCACUGUUGAGGCGACUCUGCACUACACUGUGGGGGAUAAUUUGCUACAUGAACGUGAUGUACUGGCUAUGGCAGCUGAUAUGCCCAAUGCGAGGGUUCGCCGCAUCGCCCGGGACGACUUCACCCACAAUGACUUCAUCAUCGCUGCUGAUGCCAAGGAAUUAGUGAACGAUUACGUCGUCAAAGCGCUUCUGUCUGCGUAAAACUCUGAGUUGUUAAUGUCUUUCUGGUACCUGAUUAAAAUUUUGAAAAAACUUUA
Plutella xylostella (diamondback moth) is the source of this 1341-nucleotide messenger RNA. Lineage: Eukaryota; Metazoa; Arthropoda; Insecta; Lepidoptera; Plutellidae. The record is from RefSeq and is a predicted model, not a curated record.